AGAAGCCCGCUUUCUUCCGGAAAAACAACUGAUACGCAGUUUUAAAGCUAGGUGCGCACCUCGCCAUUUCCGACAUUACGAAUCCAAAAUGUCAGACAUCGAUAAAUGGAUAGAUAUUGCAAAAGAGUGCAAAUACCUACCUGAAAAUGACCUCAAGAAACUGUGCGACAUGGUGUGUGAUUUACUACUAGAGGAAUCCAACAUUCAACCAGUAUCAACGCCAGUGACAGUUUGCGGUGACAUUCACGGGCAGUUCUACGACCUCGAAGAGCUGUUUCGUAAUGGGGGCCAAGUACCUGAUACAAAUUACAUAUUUAUGGGAGACUUUGUCGACAGAGGAUACUACAGUUUAGAAACAUUCACCCGCCUCUUAACACUAAAAGCAAAAUGGUCAGAUAGGAUAACACUCUUGCGAGGGAAUCAUGAGUCCAGACAAAUUACACAAGUUUAUGGGUUUUAUGAUGAAUGUCAUAAUAAGUAUGGAAAUGCAAAUGCGUGGAAGUAUUGCUGCAGAGUAUUUGAUCUUCUUACAGUAGCUGCUUUAAUUGACGAACAAGUGCUUUGUGUUCACGGUGGCUUGUCGCCAACUAUUAGGACUCUAGACCAAAUUAGGACAAUUGAAAGAAAUCAAGAAAUUCCACACAAAGGUGCUUUCUGUGACUUGGUAUGGUCGGACCCAGAAGAUGUUGAUACUUGGACAGUUAGCCCGCGAGGUGCUGGUUGGCUAUUCGGAAGCAAAGUCACACAUGAGUUCAUGGGUAUAAAUGAUCUCAAACUCAUAUGUAGGGCACAUCAAUUAGUUCAUGAAGGAUUUAGGUACAUGUUCAAUGAUAAGUUGGUGACGGUUUGGUCUGCACCCAAUUAUUGUUACCGAUGUGGCAAUGUAGCCAGUAUUCUACAAUUCACUUCAGUCGACGAGAGAAGUGCGGUAUUAUUCCAAGCAGUACCGGAUGCUGAAAGAGUGAUUCCUCCCCUAACCACAACACCUUACUUCUUGUGAUCUAACUCGGCGCUCCAUCUGUCGCGAUGCAGAGGAGCGGCGUCGGGAUCUAGGCCUCACGGAGAUACAUGACUGCUCCUUUGUCAUUGAAUCGGGCUGUUAUUGUGACAGGAUGAAAAAUUUUUUAUAGUGUAUCGUAAAUUGAGAGAUUUUUUAUGAAAUCAGUUUAUCUGGAUUUAUUUUUAUUGUAUCUGAGAUGAAAAGAUUUUUGGCACGAAUCACGGUGCAUUUUUUAGUGAACAAGUAAAAUUGUACCCAUUAAAUUUGCGACCUCAGUUUAACAAUUUUUAUACGCUGAAAAUCUGUCUAUAGAAUAUGAUGAAGGAUAAAAAGGUUCUGACAUUGCAUCAGCCUGAUCUCCUUACUUCAAAGAGUUUCCGUAACUCCCAACAAAGAUAUUCAAUGGUCUACAUGCUUUUGCUGCCUACCGUGUACAUUUUGUAAAGCAUUGGCGCUUCAGAGCAGUACAUUGAACAUGUCGUUUGGUCAGCUGAGAGCUUUUAAAUCAUUUAAGAAUAUGAGUCAUUGGUCCAGUGAUACGAAGCAGACACAUGAAAUAGAAAAUAUUAUUCAAACAUUCCGACAGAAAGGAGGCUCUGGAAACAGUCAAUGCUUCUUCGACAUUACAUGUGCUGUGUAUAGAAUUCAGGUUUCCAGACACAUAAGCUAAUAUCUGGUCGUUAGGGUCUUCCCAAAGAUAUUAAUAACUUGAUUAUAUUUCCAUGAGCUCUGUACCCGCUGUUGCUUGCUAUGUUCUUUUCUUCUCAUUUUUAAAACAGACAUUAAUGCAAUUAGAAUAGUCGAAUCACAAAUGGUCAGAUGAAACUUAGUGUAUACCUGUCAUCCAAAGACAAAAAUACUGCCCUUGAAGGUGAUGAUGACUUGCUGCCAAUGAGCACGUCUCAAUUUUGUAAAUAAUACUAUAAUUAUUCUUUUCUUUCUGGUCAUACUUCGUGAAAUACAACUAAUGAUACUUGGAAGAAAAGACAAUUUUACCUUAGGUUCAAUCUACUGGAGUUAGGCCAGUGAUAGAACUCGACCAUUUCAUUUCUAAUAUAAGUUUUUAAUGACGGUAGUAAGUUGGGGAAAAGAUUCAAUCAAGAUCGGAAUCCGGGGAGGGAAGUACUAUUUUCGAUAGAAUGAUCCUGUAUUAUACGUGAUGGAAACUAUAUUAUCGCACGAAGAUUAGGAUAGUUUGGGGAUGAUUCAAUCUUGUCAUGCGGCGUGUUUGAUACGGUCAAAGUGAAAAAAACCAAAUUCGUCGGACGAACAAAUUUACGUGUACCUACAGGUCUCAUAUUAUACCUACUUACCUAUAUUCAUAUGCCAAAUUAUUGUUGUAUUAAUUGAUAGAUAGAUUAUCAUAAGUUUAUUGAAGUAGGGAGCAAUUUUUAAAACUGAAACCCUUAGCGAUGUGCCUCUAAAUUAAUAAGCAUUUGUGUAAUAUAAUAAUACAUUGAUACAUAGAUAGUAUUAACGCGCUAACUACUGCUAUAACAAACCUGAAUUCUAACACGUUUUGUCGCUAGUUCGCAGUACUCCUAUACUGAAUCACAGACCUAUAAACUAUAGCAUAAACUAGCACUGGCUGCUAAAUCGAAUCAGUACUACUUCAGCAUCUUGUGAAAUGGACAGAGUGGAGCUGCCACAUGUUAUCAUAUCGUAUGAAUCCUCAGAUGUAGAAUUACAUUUUCGUAUUUUGUACGCGAUUCUCACAACAGAUUCCCUGGCCUGACAAGUGACAACUACACAUUGAUUAAUCAACAUUGUUUGAUUAAUGAGUGCCUAUAAGAAUAGUAGAUAUUUACAAUUCUUCAGAUUACCUGUAGACUGACACCCAAAUAUGAUAGUUUUCACCAGCAGCUCAGUGUAAAGUGACAAAUAUAGCACAUUUUCAAACAACACUCAUUGUUUUUAAGCUCCAUUUGGAUGAAUAAAUCCUUUUAUUAAAAACCAUUGACCUAAAAAACUUCACAUUCCCAUCAUGACCAUUGUACGUGUUGAGCAUCGCACGAACAAUGCUAAAGUGUAUCAAUUUAAGUUUUCUUCAAAUUUCCAUUGUUAACGAACUCCAUUUAUUUCGAAGUUCUUAUGCAGGCGGUCAAAUUUUUCGUUGCACGAUUCAAAACACAGUUUCAAAGUAAGAUCGUUUCACAUUAAAAUCAAAGUUAUGUACCUAUCAUGUUUACAACCUCACGAUUUUUUUUUGAUCGGCUAGAACAAUCUAAUUCGGCGUUUGUAACUUUGUUAUCAGGCUCUGUUUUUGUUUUUAAAAAAAAAAAAACAUGCUCUUGUCAAGAUAGUCGUGAAAACAAAUGCUCGAACGCCUUUGACAUGUUCGCAGGCAAUUGAAGUCUUUCAAAUCUAUACAAAAAUAAGAGAUUCAACGUUUUCGUAAGAAGACGAAAUGGUAAUAAAUCAUCAGAAGAGGGAUUGUUGGGAAAUUUUUUGAAAUGCGUCCUGUUUAUUUUAUUAACCGUUAAGAAAGUUAAUAAUUGCAUCUAACCGUAUAAAGCAAGUAUCGUAUGAUAAUUUUUCGGAGCGUUGGAAGUAGCUUAUGGUGGUUGGCAAAGGGCGACAAUUUCGGGGCACAACAUUUGUGCUUUAGGGCCCAAUAAUUCCGAAACUUAAUCGGGGCAUCGUAUUAAUUAACAUAUUUUAUUUCUUGACUUGAUUUCCCUCUGUCUAUAAACAUAAGUUUGCCCUCACAAUAAUAGUAUGUAUCUGUCAAUGUACUCCGAAUAAACCGACCUCAGAACACGUGCUUAGCUUGAACGUUAUGAACCACCUUCGAAGAAUCUAAUAGUGAGACAUCAUUAUAAUAAAAAUGUACCUUGAAAGUAUAGAAUUUUGUUAUGUUAACAUCAUAAACACCUAUAUAAUAAAAUACAUGAAAAAUGA
Athalia rosae (coleseed sawfly) is the source of this 3901-nucleotide messenger RNA. RefSeq names its product serine/threonine-protein phosphatase 6 catalytic subunit (gene PpV). The transcript is spliced from 7 exons. NCBI's taxonomy places the organism in Eukaryota, Metazoa, Arthropoda, Insecta, Hymenoptera, Athaliidae. Gene Ontology annotation, cellular component: cytoplasm. Bases 89 to 1000 code for a protein of 303 amino acids. The record is from RefSeq and is a predicted model, not a curated record. Gene Ontology annotation, molecular function: protein serine/threonine phosphatase activity. Gene Ontology annotation, biological process: G1/S transition of mitotic cell cycle; peptidyl-serine dephosphorylation.